AUGGGUCGACGGGCGUUCGAUAAGCACUUCUCCGAGUCCACUCACAUCUACGGUUUGAAGUGUCUGGGCAUCACAUCGAACACUAAUCUCUUCCGAGAAAUCACCCGAAUUAGUGAGGCCAUGGCCCUUUGGGAUUCGCUUGAGAAGGAGCGGAAGAAGGACAGAGACUCUCGCGAUAAUGUGGUUCAGAUGGAGGAUGCUGAGGGCAAUGUCAUGCCCGAACGAAUCUACUUGGAUCUGCAAAAGCAGGGUAUUCUCUGAGCGAAGACAGAUAUCAUUUUUCUUUCCAAUACCAUCAGGCGUCUUUCAUCUUAUCCAAAAGGCCCGGAGUUUGGCGAAUGUUUACUUCUCUGGGCAGGGACUCACAAGCCUGUCACAACCGGGACUUUGUUUCGUUUUGGUGUACAAUUAGCAAUUUAUGAUCUACACUGAACAUUCAACACUCCAUAUCCAGUCGUAAUUUUUUAGCCGUUAAGUCGGAGAAGUUUUACACCCCAAAAUUCCAG
This is a messenger RNA of Penicillium canescens, 506 nucleotides long. RefSeq lists its product as uncharacterized. Gene Ontology annotation, biological process: mRNA splicing, via spliceosome. NCBI's taxonomy places the organism in Eukaryota, Fungi, Ascomycota, Eurotiomycetes, Eurotiales, Aspergillaceae. Bases 1 to 261 code for a protein of 86 amino acids. The record is from RefSeq and is a predicted model, not a curated record. Gene Ontology annotation, cellular component: spliceosomal complex. The transcript has 2 exons. Gene Ontology annotation, molecular function: RNA binding.